Molecule: messenger RNA, 1713 nt
Organism: Chelonoidis abingdonii (Abingdon island giant tortoise)
Lineage: Eukaryota; Metazoa; Chordata; Testudines; Testudinidae
Gene: ENSA
Product: endosulfine alpha
Cellular component (GO): cytoplasm
Molecular function (GO): protein phosphatase inhibitor activity
Source: RefSeq, a predicted model, not a curated record
UAGGGGGCGGCGGCGGCCAUUUUGGUUACAGAGUGAAAGUGACAGGAGCCGGGGAGCGGGUGGGAAGCAGAACACCGGCCCUUCUCUCAGCCACGUCCCUCUUCCCUUCCCUGUCCCACCAUGUCGGAGAAGCUCAGCGCUGACAGCCAGUGCGAACAGACGGGCGACGAGAAACAGGAUACGCAGGAGAAGGAAGCAGUUGUCCCUGAGAGAGCAGAAGAAGCAAAACUAAAGGCCAAAUAUCCUAAUUUAGGACAGAAACCAGGAGGGUCAGACUUCCUAAUGAAAAGACUGCAGAAAGGGCAAAAGUAUUUUGACUCGGGUGACUACAAUAUGGCCAAGGCAAAGAUGAAGAACAAGCAGUUGCCAACAACCGGGCCUGACAAUAACUUGGUGACAGGAGACCAUAUCCCGACACCACAAGAUCUUCCACCGAGAAAGUCAUCACUUGUAACCAGCAAGCUGGCAGGGUCUGAAAACCAUGUUGAUUCAGUGAAUGCAGCCUGUGGAAUGCAAGAUCACAACUGAUAAUGCAUGUCAAAUAUGGUCUUUGUGUGGCAUAGAAAAUACAGCAUUUCACCUGGAACACAGGAUCGAACUGCGUUUAUAAUCUUGAGGAAUAUUUUAGCAGCGAUGCAUCAGUGUGUUGGGUUAAAAGGUGUUUCACUGGAAUGAUAAUUUUAAGAUUUCAGCAUGCAGCUUGCUGUGCUGAAAGUAAACAUGAAUCUCUGUUUUAAGUCCAGAAUUUAAACAGAUUCCCUCCCCUGUCCCCAAAAAACAAACAAACCCCCAAAUCUUUAAUCAGUUCAUUCUGUAGGAUACCAUAUCAAGGUCAAGAAGACCCAAUGAAAGGUAACACUUGAAACUCCACAACUGAUGUAGCUUUGUCUACAUACAUUCUCUGCUAUGCCUUACUUGGUCAUUUUUAGUCCCUAAAGUAAUUCGUACAAAAGUCUGUUUCAGUUGACUGUGUUUUGCUGCUGCUGAUUCUAAAUGGAAAACAUGAUAUUGCAUCUAGCUAAUCAGGGUAUUUCUAAGAGUCAUGCUUCAAAAAAGAAGUAAAAAGCCAAGCCUGACGUAUCGUACAAAUCACCAUCCACGUUUCUGAGAUUGUAAGGAACCAUUUUUUUUGUCUUUUCAUAGAGACUGGUCAAUAAAAAAUCAAUUUCAGCAGAGUGAAAAGGAGACAAGGUUUGGCAGGGAGUAGGGAAUUCCUUCUUUGUAAAUGUGUAAUUUCAUUCUUUAGUCUCCGUCUCCUCAUGCCUUAUCGCCAGGUUCCAGUCUGAGAAGGUUGGGGGAAAAGCUACUGGUGUCUUGUAUAAUCGCCUCAAAUGUCUUGCUGUUUGUCCCAGCCACAUUGUAAAUAGAUGUGAAUCAUAUAUAUAAAAAUAUAUAUAAUUUUUUACAUCUUCAUCUCUAUCUUCUAUUGUUCUAUGCUUUUUUCUUAAAACAAAACAAAAAAAACCCUGCUCUUGCACUACUGAGUACCUGUCAGCUGUUGGCUACACCUUCAUGGUGUUGAUGUCAGUGACAUCUGAUUCACAGGGAGAACAGAGAGGAAUUAACAUGUCGAACCAUUCCCCCCACUCCCUCCAGGAUUCAGGAACUACCAAGUCUAUUUAUAUAGAAAGGAGGAAGAAAUUACCUUCAAAAUACUGAGUGAGAAAUAUCAGGAGAGAUGAUUAUUUUAAAAAAUAAACUUGUCUCAAACAC